AUGGAUCAGCAUUUUCACCCAGCACCUCUGGGCCAUUACUCUGCGCCAGAGACUGGUCCUCAUCGACUGUUACCGUCCAGAAGUAGCUUGUCUCUUCAGGCUACGAUACGGCAUAUAACAGACCAAGGACCUGUACAUACAAGCAGAACAUGGACGAGUAGUAGCGAUCAUAACAUCCUAAGCGAUACCGACGAAUUGGACGAUCGAGCCGCCUUUGUUCAGGAAUACAACCGCCUAGCAAAAAAGAAUGGGGUGCGAAUAUUGGUGAUUGACGAUUUUGACUUUAGGCAUACUGGAAACGGACUUGGUAGUCCUCGCAAGCAAGGAUGGCUUUAUCGAAUCCUACGGUCCUCUUCCAAUCAUCCUACAGCAGAUACACAACCAGCUCGCCAAGGACAACGUCAUAAGCGAAGUGUCUCCGAUUUCGCCCACAACUUGAUACAUCGUCGAGACCCCAAAAUACUCGAUCUGCAGUCGAUGGUAAGAAUAUGUGGCAAGAGCAUGCUCUACCUCCCACCUGAACACACACCCUCUGCCCUAAUACUUCCAACUUGCAUUCGAGCUACUGCGCAUAACAUCGCUCAGCAUGUCACUACUCGAGGGAUCUUCCGUAUACCGGGGUCAAUUAGAGUAGUCAACAUGCUGUUCGAUUACUACUGCUGUACCGACAAUAUCGACAUCACAAACACUGUGCGAUGCGCAAACCUGCCGAUGCAUGUGCAGGCUUCUGUCCAUGAUGUGGCGUCGACUUUCAAGCGCCUCCUUUCGGUAAUACCCGGUGGGAUACUUGGUUCUUUGGCACUCUUUGACGCUCUGGUCGCAAUCCAUUCGCAGCUACAGGGUGAUCCAGAGUUCCCUCGCACCAAACAGACCAAGGUUCGGGCCCGACUCAUCGCCUUGGCUAUCGCAACGGUUCAAUCUCAAUUUCGGAGGGAGCUCAUAUGCGCUGUCUUUGGACUCUUGAGUCUGAUUGGAAGAGUGGCAGAAAUCACCCCCAGAGAAGAUGAAGAAGGUCGAUCACUACCCACAGGAGACCUCAUGGGCUACAAUGCACUCGGCAUCGUCUUCGGACCUCUCCUCAUAGGCGACUUGCUUGAACUCUAUUCUAUGAAGCUAGCCGCCCCAAAGGCAGGGUUGCUGGUGCUCCCAUUGAGAUCUCCAAGAUCACGACAAGAUCGGAAUGGAAGAAAGACACUCGGCAAUGAACUUGGGGUGUCUCCAACAAUGGACAAAAUUCUCAUCGCCAAUACCAUCGCAGAAAUGCUUAUAGUCAAUUGGAGAGAUGUGGUCCGACAAAUGAAAUCGCUCGGCAUGAAUCGACCUCACCCACGAUCAGUGAGUCCCCAAGACGAUGCCAACGAGAAUGGUUUUGUUAUCAGGAAACCACAAGGUUGGGAUCGGGAAUGGCGAGGAAGUGAGGUGGGAGAUCAGAUCCCACGAGAAGACAGCCCAGAACCGCCUACACCUACCCUGGGCAUAUCUAAACAGCGGUCGCACAGUCGUGGAAGUUCAGCCUCAAAGAGACUUGCAGCCAGACCCAACAUUGGUUGCUUAAGCCCAACUGUGGAAGAGAGUGUGCACGACGAGGAUAAGAGCCAGAGAUCAACACAAGCAGGGGAAGGCAGUAGCUAUGUUCAAACGCCGCACAAUUUGCAGAAGCCGACAGGUGCAGUUCACUUGGAAGACAGCAAGGAUGCGCCGGCAAAGCAUACACCGCAAAGCGAGAGUGUGAAUAUCGCUCCAACACCCACUCCACCCACAAGGACCAGAGGACCGAUGCAUCGAGAUGGUUCUCAUCUGUCUCAAGAUGAUGUGCCACCUCGGACGUCCUCAAAAAGAGGAACAAAGACAACCCCUAUUCAACAAACCAGUGCCGAGGAACCUACAAGCCAGGGCAAUUCAAGAGUCUCAACAAUGGAGACCCCUUCAAUUGAACGAAAGGGUGCCAUUAGGAAGAAAGAUCCUGGAAAAGGAAAAGCCCUAAAGCUGCAUAGACGGUCACUUGCUGUUGAAUGGACAAAACCUGCCAGGUCAUCAGAUACCUCCAUGGACAGGCCAGUCUCAAUCAGCCUGGAAUUUUCAUCCGAGAAGGAGGCCCUUGAAGCUGCACUAAAAGCACAUUUCGAGGAACUCAGAGAGUUGGAUUCGAUGGACCAGCGCAAAAGUUCAGCCUCUACAAAUGUUGAUCAGAACUCGCAGAUGUCAACUUUUGCCAACACUCCCAAGGUUUUACACUUCCCAAUCGAUAGACUAGAAGAGGACAGCGAGUACACUGUUCAAGGGGACAAAUCAACACGAACGCAGGCAUUACAAGAAGCCAACUCUGCCUCAACAACACCAAGACAAUUUUAUUCACCAAUGCAGGUACCAGCAAGUAUUGCAGGAGACAGCAGUUCCAUGGGGCUGGCCUCCCCAAAAAGCCAGGUCGGGACAUAG
Messenger RNA from Fusarium odoratissimum NRRL 54006, 2436 nucleotides. RefSeq lists its product as uncharacterized. Lineage: Eukaryota; Fungi; Ascomycota; Sordariomycetes; Hypocreales; Nectriaceae. The record is from RefSeq and is a predicted model, not a curated record. The transcript has 3 exons. The coding region runs from base 1 to 2436 and encodes 811 amino acids. Gene Ontology annotation, biological process: signal transduction.